AUGCGUUUCUUACAUCUCUUAGCGUCCACCGCGGCGCUGGCCUCUGCGGCCGCUGUCACGGACUUGAACAGCAACUACAACAAGCCCGAGGACAAGAAGGUCGAUCAGUACGACCGUCCCGAGCCCAAGUUUGAGGCUCCCAAGUUUGAGCCCAUCAACAAGGUCGAAGACCACAGGGGCGAUGACCACAGGGGCAACAACAAGGGCCCCGAGUAUCACGACCAGCCCAAGGAUGAGCACAAGGAUGACUUCCGAAAGGAUGAGUCCAAGGGCGAUCACAAGGAUGCUUACAAUGUUGGGGACAACUUUGGUCACAAGGAUGAUCACAAGGAUGACCACAAGGAUGACUUCCGAAAGGAGGAUCACAAGGACGUCUAUAACCCUGAGCCCAAGAAGGAGGAGCACAAGGACGUCUACAACCCUGAGCCCAAGAAGGAGGAGCAUAAGGAUGAGAACAAGUGGGAUGACCACAAGGAUGAGCACAAGGACGAGCACAAGGAUGUCUACAACCCUGAGCCUAAGAAGGAGGAGCACAAGGAAGAGAAGAAGCCUCAGUGGGAGGCUCCCAAGAAGGAGGAGGAGCACAAGGAGGAGAAGCCUCACACCGAGGCUCCCCCUCCCCCGCCGCCGCCUGCCACAGGAACCACCCCGCUGGUCGUUCCCACCGCUGCUGCCGACAAGACCAAGGCCGGCUUUGGAGCUCUCGCCCUCGCUGCUGGUAUUGCCGCCAUGGCUCUCUAAGCGAUGGGAUGGAUUGCCAUCAGAAAUGGCCCCCU
This is a messenger RNA of Trichoderma citrinoviride, 776 nucleotides long. RefSeq lists its product as hypothetical. The coding region runs from base 1 to 741 and encodes 246 amino acids. NCBI's taxonomy places the organism in Eukaryota, Fungi, Ascomycota, Sordariomycetes, Hypocreales, Hypocreaceae. The record is from RefSeq and is a predicted model, not a curated record. The transcript has 2 exons.